GGCUCAUUGUCAUUGCUAGACUGAUAAUGACUGCACCGCUUGCUCGUCUGGUUGCUAUGAUGACUGCAUCCACGACAGCCAAUUCUACAGCAAGCAGCAACUCUGUUCCAGCUUCUACUUCUGCACAAUCAACAUCCAAUACUGCUACAAUGAGCUGUGGGAGCAUUGCAAUGCAUUCAGAUAUCAGUGCUCAACUGCAAUCGCAGAAACAACAGAUGGCUGAUGAAACACACUUGCGGUCAUCGUCUGUCAAGUAUUCACAGACUCAGACCAUACACCACUUGUCGGCAGAACAUCCACAUCCUCAAGCUCAACCACAGCAGUUGCAUAUGAACAGAGAUGCUAGUAAACGACGGUCUUGGGCAGGCAACUUGGGCUUGAAUAUUGUGGAUCUGUUGUUAGGACCUGCAGCAAGUGCACAUCUGGCUCAACCGUCCAUGGUAUUCUCCACUUGCCAUGUUCCAGGUGAAGCUUUGAAUCCAACACCCAUCAUGAAAACUACCAACUGCUUACCAGAUAGUUGCUCUAAUCACCAUGCUGCCGAACAGACAUUGCUUCAUGGAAAGGACAAGCAUAUACUUAUCCGUCGAUUAUCCCAUCCAGAUUGCAUUGCAUCUGUGCCAAAACUCAUGUCUUCCAUAUCACCCGAUGAUCCUUCACCCCUUAUCCUACUGACCAAUGCAUCAGCCGAAUCUAUAUCUGCUCAAGCCCAAUACACGCAUCCGACAGUUGCAUCUAGUAGUAAUGAUGCGGCUUUUGGUGCAAAGAUAGAAACUGUACGAACCACAUCUACCAAGACCAUCUGUGCGCAGAGUCUAACUACUCCAGCAUCGUUUGAUGGUGCCUGUCUGUCUGUCACGACUACCGUCCAAUCAGAUGCAGUCAAAAAAAGUUUGUCUAGUCCCACAUCUACUCUUGCUGAUGGGUUAGCACGUAAUCAACCCAAGGAAAAACUACAAAUCCAGGUCCCAUCAGCACAAGAUGAAGCUGCAUUGCUUCAUGAAACUGAUUGUCUAAUACAACCACUCAAUAUUCCCGCUCGAUCUCCCUUGCACCAACAUUCCCACCAACAGCGCUCUCAGACUACUUCGUCCAUUGCCGAGAUUGAACUUAGUGGAUACCACCUACUCCCAGAAUUUUUGGAAAGAUACUCUUUGAUAGGAGAGUUGGGACAUGGGGCCACUGGUUUUGUUAUGGUUGCUGAACGUAUCGAAGAUGGCGAGCAAGUUGCUGUCAAGUUUCUUUACAAGAAUCGUAUUCCAGUCACCAGUUGGAAGCGAGAUCGUUCGAUUGGGUUUAUUCCUCUUGAGGCCUUUCUUCUCAGGCGUAUCUCUCAUCCAAAUGUCAUUCAGUUUUUGGAUAUUUUCGAAGAUGCAAAGUAUUGCUAUUUGAUCAUGGAGAUGCAUGGCACACAAUGGAAAAACAGCCACAUACAACCCGACAUUGAACCUUCUUCAAUGACUUAUCGCCAGCAUCGCCAUUCUACCAAUCCAUUCCAACAUUGCCCAACUACUCCCACAUAUACUGCAGAUGUUGCAUCGCCUCUGAUUGCGCAGACUACACCUCCUGCCAUAGAUAUUCCCUACUUUCAACCACAUAUACCACCCACUUCUUUUGUAUCUCCUGCACCUCACUCUCAACUUUCAAUCACCGCUCGACAACAUACUCGACACUCGUCUCUCGAUCUGUUCGAGUACAUUGAAAACAACCCUUUUUUUGCAGAACGCAAGAUCCGUCAUAUUUUCCUUCAAGUUGCCCAGGCCGUCUGCUACCUACAUCAAAACAAUAUUGUUCAUAAUGACAUCAAAGAUGAGAAUAUUGUUAUCGAUGAAAACCUUCAUGUAAAGCUAAUUGACUUUGGGGCUGCGCAAACAAUACCCUCUCAUCCUCGGGAUUAUUUUGAAAAGUUUCGUGGAACUGCCUACUCGAUACCCCCUGAAGGUAUUCGAGGAGAGGCAUUUAGAGGACCAGAAGUAGAUGUCUGGUGCACAGGCAUACUGCUCUACACCAUGUCCUUCUCCUGCUUUCCAUUUCGCACAACUGAAGAUAUCCUUACAGCGUCCUUUCGUCAUCCCCGAUUCAAGCGCAGUGCUGCAUUGAUAGAUCUCAUUCAUUGCAUGCUACAAGUGGAUGCAAAGAAACGAUACACUAUAGAGCAGGUUCUUCAUCACUCCUGGCUAACCACUCCUGAAAAGUAAACUGCAAGCAUUGCACUUUUUGCUGGGACUAUGAUCAUUCACGUCUUGAAGUCGUUCAGCACUUUCCCAGACCACUCCAUUCAAUAGCAUGUUCAAGAUUUAGGGCAGCAGUUCUAACUAUUCAACCCAUUUUUGCCUGCCAUGGGAAUUUCUUUUUACAUUCCAAUGGUUUCGAUUAGUCAUUGAUUUUUGGGUCAUUUAAACCAUUGUAUUUGCUUGCCGGUCUAAUAUUUGGAAUAUACCGGUGACUGUCAUACUCUGGUUGGCUAUCAAUGUUUAUAUCAUGAUUGAAAAUCAAGCGAUUAAAAAGUUUAUUUCAGU
Messenger RNA from Batrachochytrium dendrobatidis JAM81, 2519 nucleotides. RefSeq lists its product as uncharacterized. Gene Ontology annotation, molecular function: protein serine/threonine kinase activity; ATP binding. The transcript is spliced from 4 exons. Gene Ontology annotation, biological process: intracellular signal transduction; protein phosphorylation. NCBI's taxonomy places the organism in Eukaryota, Fungi, Chytridiomycota, Chytridiomycetes, Rhizophydiales. Gene Ontology annotation, cellular component: cytoplasm. The coding region runs from base 27 to 2198 and encodes 723 amino acids. The record is from RefSeq and is a predicted model, not a curated record.